CAAUAAAAACAAUAUAUCCCACAACCGACCAGUUGACCACCUCUCCCGGCCCCCCAACAUUUCCUUCUCUUUUCUCGAUCUUUCUCUGUGUAUUACCCUUCCUUGCCUGAAAAUGGCGAUUAAUCCCCAAAACUUGGAAAAGUCUGACCAGAUGAAAUGGGGCUCAGAGUUGCAGGGCUCAGGCCAGGUUAGAUCAUAUACCUGUGCCUUUUGCCAGAGAGGCUUUUCAAAUGCACAGGCUCUAGGGGGUCACAUGAAUAUCCAUCGAAGGGAUAGAGCCAAGCUUAAACAAGCUGCCGAUGAAAACUCUCUCCCUCCGGAGUCCACACUGAAUCCCGCCCAUCAGGAGCCUCGAGUUUUGGAGGAGAAAUUUUUAUUUCAACUAGAGUCACGUGAAGAAAAGAGUUGCAGUCCUAAAAAGCCAUGUUCUCUCAAUCUGGAAGAUGAUAAUAGGGACGAAAUUGGUCUAGAAGAACGUCACCAGCUUCCCUUGUUUUUUGAGAGACCAUCGGCCCAAAAGGCAGGUGGUUGUGCCGGCGGGAAUGAAGAGAAGGGGAUUCCAGCGCCUUCGCAGGUUACGGCAGGACUGGACCUAGAACUUCGGCUGGGGCCUGAGCCUCAAGAAACAAGAGAAUACUUUUGAGUCGGAAGUCAUGAGCUACUGAAAGAGGUUAUUUUUUUUUAUAUCCACCUCUUUAUCUACUCUCUCUAGUUAAAAGAUUAUAUCAAUUGCCUUAUUAUUGCAAUUGAUGGGACGACAUAUAUAAAAUGGCGAUCAGUAUUGAUAUUGUUUGUAAUCCUUGCUGCUAUUUCAGCUGGCUUUGUAAUUCUUUGUAUAUCUUUGUUGUUUUUUGGACACUCUCUCAUUUAUUGUAAAACUUAAAAUAUUGCUUGUAA
Molecule: messenger RNA, 897 nt
Organism: Alnus glutinosa
Lineage: Eukaryota; Viridiplantae; Streptophyta; Magnoliopsida; Fagales; Betulaceae
Exons: 1
Coding region: 113-643 (176 amino acids)
Source: RefSeq, a predicted model, not a curated record